UGCGCAGGCCGCGCUUCCGGCGGCCGAGGCCAUGCGGGUGCUGGUGCGGCGCUGCUGGGGGUCCCGGCCGGCUCGCGGCGCCAGGCCUGGGGGGCCGCGUCCCCAGUGGCGAGCGCGGGUCGGACUCGGCGGGGAGGACGCCCGGGACGCCAGAGUCCGCGAGAAGCCGCCCUGGAGGGUGCUCUUCUUCGGCACGGACCGGUUCGCCCGCGAGGCGCUGCGACGCCUGCACGCCGCCAGGGAAAACAAAGAGGAAGCGUUAAUCGACAGACUGGAGGUGGUCACGAUGCCUUCCCCAUCACGAAAAGGCCUGCCAGUGAAGCAGUUUGCUGUGCAGUCUCAGCUUCCAGUGUACGAGUGGCCGGACGUUGGAUCUGGAGAAUAUGAUGUUGGAGUAGUGGCUUCGUUUGGCCAACUUUUGAGUGAGGCUCUUAUUCUUAAGUUUCCCUAUGGCAUACUGAAUGUCCAUCCCAGUUGCCUACCGAGAUGGCGUGGCCCAGCCCCUAUAAUCCAUACAGUGCUUCAUGGAGACCCAGUUGCUGGAGUCACAAUUAUGCAAAUUAGACCCAAAAGGUUCGAUGUAGGCCCAAUUCUCAAACAAGAAACUGUUCCUGUGCCACCCAAGAGCACUGCAAAGGAAUUGGAAGCAGUGUUGUCAAGACUGGGUGCCAACAUGCUCAUUUCAGUUUUGAAAAAUUUGCCUGAAAGUCUGAAUGCUGGAAGACAGCAGCCAACAGAGGGGGCAACUUAUGCCCCUAAGAUUUCUGCUGGUACCAGUUGUAUAAAAUGGGAGGAACAAACUUCAGAACAAAUAUUCAGAUUUUACCGUGCCAUUGGAAAUAUCAUUCCAUUGCAGACGCUCUGGAUGGCGAAUACCAUUAAACUUCUGGAUUUGGUAGAAGUUAACAGUUCAAUCCUUGCUGAUCCAGAAUUGACGGCACAGGCUCUUAUUCCAGGAUCAGUAAUAUACCACAAACAGUCACAGAUACUGUUGGUUUAUUGCAAGGUAUGUUUUCCAUUAGUUUCAAGUUAUCAUAGUUGUUUUACUGUGGUUAUAGUCUGUAUCAUUUAUUAUUUUUAGUUGGAACCUCACUUAACUGCCUGUCCAUCAGAUUGGGUCAAGAGACCAUUUAAUUUUCUUAAGAAAUAUUGGAGUCUCUAGCAUAAUAGUUUUGGAAGUGAUGAAGUUUUGCCAAGGCAUUAUUAUUACUCAAAGAAGAUUCAGUAGCUCGAGUGCCUUCUUCAAAGAACAUGUGUAUUUUCAGCAGCCCAAUUUAACUGACAAGCUC
This is a messenger RNA of Cebus imitator (Panamanian white-faced capuchin), 1289 nucleotides long. It is a transcript of the gene MTFMT, whose product is annotated as mitochondrial methionyl-tRNA formyltransferase. Gene Ontology annotation, cellular component: mitochondrion. The record is from RefSeq and is a predicted model, not a curated record. The coding region runs from base 32 to 1081 and encodes 349 amino acids. Gene Ontology annotation, biological process: biosynthetic process; conversion of methionyl-tRNA to N-formyl-methionyl-tRNA. The transcript is spliced from 8 exons. Lineage: Eukaryota; Metazoa; Chordata; Mammalia; Primates; Cebidae. Gene Ontology annotation, molecular function: methionyl-tRNA formyltransferase activity.